Molecule: messenger RNA, 1284 nt
Organism: Schistosoma mattheei
Lineage: Eukaryota; Metazoa; Platyhelminthes; Trematoda; Strigeidida; Schistosomatidae
Source: the annotation of a GenBank genome assembly
AUGACAUUAGUUUUCAUGUGCAUAUUAAUCAAAUUGAAAGAUGAGAAACAGUCAGAACCUGUAGAAGCUAUUGUGGGCUUUCGUUUGUUAAAUCCACAUUUAGCUAAUCGACUGUGGAAAGCUGCCGUCGAACAUCAUGCAUUUUUUCGACUGAAAGAAACGCCAGCACCUAAAAGACCUUUAUCAACACCUAGUUUAAGUAAAUCACAAUUUCGUUAUACAGGACGAACAUUCUUCCAAUAUCGUACAACGAAUAUUGAUAGGCCACAUCCACGGUUUAAUCGUUCAAUGUUGAAGCGACGUACGGCAAGUAUGCCUACUGGUUUAAAUGCUGCUAUGAAUAUGCAUACAUUAAACAGAGCACAUCCACGUGAUAUGACUGUAGGCAAAAUUCAAAAUAAUGAUCAGUUACAAGGAUUACGAAGAUUUGGUUCUGUUCAAAUGGGUAGUGGAGUAAAUGGGAAUAGUAAUGCAACGCAAUUAUACGGAACUGUUCCACGACAUCAUCCAUAUUCUGAGUCUGUUGUGUCUGAAGUACAAGAUGUACAGUCUCAAAUGAGUAAACAAUAUAGUGAUGGUGUUUCAAAUAUUUUAUCAUAUGGGUCUGUAAACGAAAGUUAUGAUAAUGAAGCUCCUUAUAAUGAUUAUGUAAAUUAUCGACACUCUGGAAAAGGUAAACCAGACGAAAUGUUGUCUGUUACAGGUGGAUCUCAAUCAAGUGACUAUCCUAUUAUUCAACAUGGUCAAAACGAUCGUAAAGGUAGACAUCCUUCUGAGAUAUCAAAUUCCAUAAAUGAGCGUAGACCGAAUUCUCCUAUAUAUGCAAAUACUAAAACACAUCGUCGUAAGAAGCAUCAUGAUGAGUCAUCAACGAAUACUGUCCAACAAAAAGAUAAUUACACUUAUGAUCCGAAUACGAGAAUAAGCAAUUUGUCAUCUAGUCAUAAGCCUCCUGUAGGUGGUGUGCCAGUAUUCGGAGGUGUAAUGCUUCCUAAUAAUCACCAUAAUCAGGAAGUAGAUAGAUUGAAACGAUCUGAUCAACUGCGCCCUUUGAAUUCCCCUCAUUUUAAGAAGAAACAACAAUAUCAUUCAGAAGAGAAUGAUGAUGAACAAACUGUCACGCUCACUGAAGACAAGGCUGAUCAUAAUCAAUACAAAUCCAGUUCUAAACAUCGAAAACAAUUACAGACCGAUCAUUACAGUGCAGUAUCUAAUCAUAAUAGACCUAGACAUUCCGGACGAUCACAUCGAAGACAAUCAGGAAACGUAGAAGGCAUGUUAUAA